CCAAAUCGAUCGCUUUCUCCUUGGCGUUGCGUGGAAUGGGACGAGAAUUCGAUCGAUCUCUCUUGUCCGCGUAGGUGUUUUCCACGCAAUAGAAUAAUCUUCUCCCCUCCCUCCCUCCUCGCAUUUAUUUCCUUGUCGCGGAGAACAGGAGCUCGAGCUAGAUUUCGGGACUCCUGUCUUGGAAUUUCGGCGCUAUCGAUCGAUUCAAUCGAAAGGAGCGCGAGAGAGGAGAUACUCGAUCGCGGAUUCACAAGGAAAAGAUUGAUUGGAAUCCAUCCAUGGGUGCUGUGGCCAAGGAGAUGAUGAUGAAUGGCGAGGCCAAUGCUGGGAGUAAGCUGGACAGGGUCAUUCUCCGGAUCGACGAGGACGCUCCAUCCCCGACCGGGCAGCCAAGCCUCGCGAGAAAUUCCACCCACAUUGCCGAGGACGAGCGGAAAGAGGGAUCCCUGGAACGGAGCAACAGCUAUUUCUUCCAAGACGAUCCCGCCACUCUCUCGGCUGCGCAGUCGAUCGAUCCUCCCACCAAGCUCAUCGGCGAAUUCCUGAGGCACCAGAAGGAAUCCGGGGAUUUCCAGCUCGAUCCGGGCGUGGGCGUGGACGGCGAGCUCACAUUCUGGGAAUCACCCAGUACUAAGGCCUCGUUGCGGCGCCGCUCCAGCUCCACGUCCGAUCGAUACCCUGACGCCGCCGAAGCUGGAGCGCUCGAUCCAUCCUCCGCCAAGGCAGCCUCCAGGAUUCCAUCCUACGGUCGCUGCAAAUCCAGACUCGGGGAUCCACCGCCGCCACCUCUCCGGUCAGGGCUGCUCAAAUCCUCGGGAGUUCUCAACAAAUCCCCGGACGCUCAAGCGGCAGGAUCGGCGACCGGGGCGGCGGAGGACGAUCCACUGGACGUGCCCGACGAUCUCAUCCACAAGCCCUGGAAUCUGUGGGUGUUCUUGGAAUGGGGGUUUCUGGCGCUCAGCAUUGGGGCCCUAGUGUGUACCACCAACAUCCCGGUGCUCGAGCGCCGCAAGCUCCUGGGCCUCCAUCUCUGGCGCUGGGCGGUGCUCGCGCUCGUCAUCCUCAGCGGCCGCCUCCUCUCGGGCUGGAUCAUCCGCUUCCUCGUCUUCUUCAUCGAGCGGAACUUCAUCCUGCGCAAGCGCCUCGUCUACUUCGUCUAUGGCCUCCACAAGGGCGUCCAAAACUGCCUGUGGUUUGGGAUCAUCCUCCUGGCCUGGCGCCUCCUCUUCGAUCCAAACCUCCCGCUGCCCAUCCGGCGCGAGCGCAAGGCCCUCGAGAUCGUCACCAGGAUCCUCAUCUGCCUGCUCGUCGCCGCCUCGCUCUGGCUCGUCAAGAUCCUCCUCGUCAAGGUGCUCGCGCUCAGCUUUCACGUCAACACCUUUUUCGAUCGCAUCCAGGAGUCUCUUUUCAAUGAGUACAUCCUCGAGUCUCUCUCGGGGCCGCCGCUGCUGGAGAGCCAGGGCAAUCCGAGCCAGGUGCUCAAGAGAUCCGGCGAGGCUGGCAAGAGAUCUAGCGAGGCUGACCCGCGAUUGCUCAAGAAAUCCGGGAACAUUGGCGGUGGUGGCGGUGGCGAUCACAAGAGCGGCGGCCCCAUUAGCAUCGAGCACCUCCAGCGCAUGAACCAGAAGAACGUCUCGGCCUGGAACAUGAAGAGGCUCAUCCGGCUCGCCAAAUCGCCGCGGAUCACGACGCUGGCGCACGCCAUCGACUCCGACGAGGAUUCCUGCGGGGGCGGUAGCGGCGGAUUGGAGGGCGACUGGCAGGCCAAGGCGGCGGCCAAGCACAUCUUCAACAAUGCCGCUCGCCCGGGAUGCCGCUGCCUCUCCCUCGUCGAUCUCAUGAGGUUCCUGGGCGACGAGGAGUGCGCGAUCAAGGCGUUCGCGCUCUUCGAUGGCGCCAUGGAGACUGGCAAGAUCAGUAAGCAAGCGCUCGUCAACUUUGUGGUGAAUGUAUACCGGGAGAAGCGGGCGCUCUCCUUCUCGCUCAAUGACACCAAGACGGCGGUAAAAAAGCUCCACCGGAUCACGGACGUGAUCAUGGGGAUCAUAAUCCUCGUGAUCUGGCUGCUCAUUCUGGGAAUCGCGACGACGCACUUGCUCGUAGCGCUCUCGUCCCAGCUGGUUCUAGCGGUGUUCGUCUUUGGCAACACAUGCAAGACGGUGUUCGAGGCCAUCAUCUUCUUGUUUGCGAUGCAUCCCUUCGACGUGGGCGAUCGUUGCGUGGUCGAUGGAGUUCAGAUGGUGGUGGAAGAGAUGAACAUCCUGACCACCGUCUUCCUCCGCUACGACAACGAGAAGAUCUACUACCCGAAUUCCGUGCUGGCGACCAAACCGAUCAGCAACUUCUACCGCAGCCCCGACAUGGGCGACGCCAUCGAUUUCAGCCUCCACAUCUCCACCCCUGCCGAGAAGAUCGACGCGCUCAAGGUGAGGAUCAAGCGGUACAUCGACAGCCACCUCCACCACUGGCAUCCCAAGCACGACGUGGUGAUGCGCGAGAUCGAGGACAUGAACAGGGUCCGGAUGUCCCUGUGGCUCCAGCACACGAUGAAUCACCAGAACGCGGGCGAGAAGUGGAUCCGCCGCUCGGAUCUCCUCAUCCAUCUCAAGGAUUCGUUCCAGGAGCUGGAGAUCGACUACAGGCUGCUGCCCCAAGAGGUGCGCCUGUCCCAAAGCCUCUAAAGCUCUGACCAGAGCACUUUUUUUUGUUUGGUAAGAAUAUUUAUUACUGUAGAAUAAAUGAGAUAUAAUCUAAAUAACUUAAAUUCUUUCU
Selaginella moellendorffii is the source of this 2772-nucleotide messenger RNA. RefSeq names its product mechanosensitive ion channel protein 6. Gene Ontology annotation, molecular function: mechanosensitive monoatomic ion channel activity. Gene Ontology annotation, biological process: monoatomic anion transport; transmembrane transport. The transcript has 3 exons. Lineage: Eukaryota; Viridiplantae; Streptophyta; Lycopodiopsida; Selaginellales; Selaginellaceae. The record is from RefSeq and is a predicted model, not a curated record. Gene Ontology annotation, cellular component: plasma membrane. Bases 279 to 2681 code for a protein of 800 amino acids.